This is a messenger RNA of Mucor mucedo, 1227 nucleotides long. RefSeq lists its product as uncharacterized. Bases 43 to 1146 code for a protein of 367 amino acids. NCBI's taxonomy places the organism in Eukaryota, Fungi, Mucoromycota, Mucoromycetes, Mucorales, Mucoraceae. The record is from RefSeq and is a predicted model, not a curated record. The transcript has 6 exons.
UUUUUUUUUUUUGGUUUUACAUUGUAAAUAAAUAUAAUCGUAAUGUCAGACCUACAAAAGAAAUUAGCCCUUAUCGAAGAAGAAACAAAGUGCAGUAUAUGUACGGGUCUUUUCCACGAUCCACACGUAUUGAAUUGCGGUCAUUCUUUCUGUGGCGGAUGCAUUAUUCACUGGUUUGGGCAAAAGAAAUGCUGUCCUAAAUGUCGAGAGCCAGCUAUUCGACAACCUAUUCAAGCCGUUACCCUGCAGAAAAUUUGCGAUGUGUUAAGGCCGGCUAAUGCCAUUGUUGAUCGAAAACUGACACGAGCCGAUUGGGAAUCUUUAUAUCCUGUUGAAAACCAAUCCACCUUUAUUCGCGAUGUAGAUCAAGACGGUGUCAUUAAUCGUUGCUCAAACUGCGGAUGGGAAUUGGAUGAAGAAAAUUUCUGUGGACAGUGUAAUAUUCAAUUCGAUCAUGAUGGAAGUGUCAUAGCGGGUGGAAGUGAUUAUAUGCAUUCGGAUGCAGAGUCUCAUUUGGAAGAAGAGGAAGGGGAUCUAGAAGAUUUCAUUGUAGACAAUGAUCAAGUGGAGUAUGAACACUUGCAGGAUAGCAUCUUGGAUGAUGGGUCUGAAUUGGGUCUCAUUGAAGUCAGCAGUGAUAACCAUAGCGACCACAGCGAUAACCAUAGCGACCACGAAAUCAGUGAAUACAGCGAAGAGGAAGAAGUUCAAGAGCUGAGACGAAAUCAUAGAAAGAGAAGAAGGAUAUUGGAUAGUGAAGAGGAAGGAUCGCAGCAUGGACCGAUUUUGAUCCCAGAUGAUGACCGUCGAAACUCAAUUGUGAUUGAAAGUGAAGCAGAGGAAUCGGAUGAAGAGCAAAUCAGACGUAUAUCCACCGUGAAUCUAGAUGAGGAUUCAGAGGAAGAAUCUGAAGGUGAUAUGGAAUACGCAGAUGAUCCCUUUGAACGACCUCGUAACCCAUACAUUGAUGAAUAUGCUUCUGAGGAAGAAGAAGAACAUCAACCGAGACCUGUCAAAGCAGACCGAUUAUUAGCGUCGAUUCAGAGAGCCCAAGAGAACAUGAAUACUGCAUCUGCAUCUAAAGAGUCUGGUCCAUCCUCUUCUUCAGAAGACAGCGAUGAUGAACCUGCAGAUUAUGAUUUAUAAAAAAAAAAGUCUAAAAAAGUUUAUUUCGUUCUUAACUGUGUAAAAAUGUGAGGGGUGUAGUGUAAUUUGGGGGGGGGGGAC